AUGGAUGGUAAAGUCACGUAUGAGGGCGCUGUGUACAGUUCAGGGCCCGGUGUUGAAGUCGGUGAUAUAGUGUUUGUUGAGGACUGGGAUGGGCGGCCUGCUAGUGAGUGGUCUGUGCAGCGGAUCGGGGUGCUGCAGUCGAAGAUCGAGCGCUACACGUAUCAGAUAUAUCAUAGUAAUAGGUAUGGGAAGCACAACUUAUCGAAGCUGAUACCGAGACAUGUCCUGGUCGGGUUUGCGAACGAAGUGUUCGGCUUUGACGGGUGGAAAACUGAUAUUGAGUUUGUGGAGACCAAGGACGGGUUCCCUGGAUCGACAUCAUCUAUUAGUAUUGCCGACAAAAUCAGUGCGGACAGUGGUGGUGGUACAGGAGCUCUUGCGGAUAGAUAUACCGUUAUAGCAGAGGCAAGUGUGAAAGUGACCUUGAAGGACGGGACUAACACCAGAAUGACGGGCUUUAGUAGAGCUACAACGCCUUCGAAAAUUGAAAGUUUCAAUAAAGCUAAGAAAGAAGCGGUCAACGAUGCCUUGAAGAAAGCCCUCCUAAGUUUUGAAAAGAUAAUCCUUGAGCAUGAAUUAAAAACCAAAAAUGACUUUUAUGUUGAUGGUUUAUAUGGUUCUAAGGCUCAAAAAAUAUAG
Nakaseomyces glabratus is the source of this 639-nucleotide messenger RNA. RefSeq names its product Rad59p (gene RAD59). Gene Ontology annotation, cellular component: nucleus. The record is from RefSeq and is a predicted model, not a curated record. Lineage: Eukaryota; Fungi; Ascomycota; Saccharomycetes; Saccharomycetales; Saccharomycetaceae. Gene Ontology annotation, biological process: double-strand break repair via single-strand annealing; mitotic recombination; double-strand break repair via homologous recombination.